CUCCCGGCGGCUGGAGCGGCGGCGGCGGCGGCGGCGGCCGGAGCGCCCAGACCCCUGCCCACACCCCGGCGCGGGACGCGCACAGCCCCUCGGCGCGCAGCGAGGACUUCCGCGAGUCGCGGGCUCCCGGCGGGUGCAGAAAUAUACAAAGCUCCAUAAUUACCCCACAACCACAUAGAGCAAACAUGAAUGAUAUUUCCCAAAAGGCUGAGAUUCUGCUUUCUUCAACUAAACCUGUCCCAAAAACCUAUGUGCCAAAACUUGGCAAGUGUGAUGUAAAGGAUAAGUUUGAAGCCAUGCAGAAAGCCAGGGAAGAAAGAAAUCAAAGGAGAUCUAGAGACGAAAAGCAAAGAAGAAAAGAACAAUAUAUUAGAGAGAGAGAAUGGAACAGGAGGAAGCAGGAGAUUAAAGAAAUGCUUGCUUCUGAUGAUGAGGAAGACAUGUCUCCUAAAAUAGAAAAGGCUUAUGUUCCAAAACUAACAGGAACUGUUAAAGGUAGAUUUGCUGAAAUGGAGAAACAAAGACAAGAGGAACAGAGGAAGAGAACUGAGGAAGAACGAAAACGCAGAACUGAGCAGGACAUGUUAGAAAAGAGGAAGAUACAACGUGAAUUAGCAAAAAGGGCAGAGAAGAUUGAGGACAUAAACAAUACGGGAACUGAAUCAGCAUCAGAGGAAGGAGAUGAUUCACUACUUGUAACAGUGGUACCUAUCAAAUCACACAAAACGUCUGGAAAAAUACAAAAGAAUUUUGAGGACCUAGAAAAAGAACGAGAAGAAAAAGAAAGGGUCAAGUAUGAAGAAGAUAAAAGAAUAAGAUAUGAAGAACAACGACGAUCUCUCAAAGAAGCAAAGUGUCUUUCAUUGGUCAUGGAUGAUGAACUAGAAAGUGAGGCAAAAAAAGAAUCACUUUCUCCUGGAAAAUUGAAACUAACUUUUGAAGAACUGGAAAGACAAAGACAAGAAAACCGAAGGAAGCAAGCUGAAGAGGAAGCAAGACAACGUUUAGAAGAAGAGAAGCGUGCUUUUGUAGAAGCAAGGCGGCAAAUGGUAAAUGAAGAGGAUGAAAACCAAGACACAGAAAGCAUUUUUAAAGGGUAUCGCCCUGGUAAACUCAAACUCAGUUUUGAAGAAAUAGAAAGACGAAGGAGAGAAGAUGAAAAAAGAAAAGCAGAAGACGAAGCCAGGAGGAGAAUAGAGGAAGAAAAGAAGGCAUUUGCUGAAGCAAGGAGAAACAUGGUAGUAGAUGACGACUUCCCUGAGAUGUAUAAAACAAUCUCUCAAGAAUCUCUCACACCGGGAAAACUGGAAAUUAAUUUUGAAGAAUUAUUAAAACAAAAAAUGGAAGAAGAAAAACGACGAACAGAGGAGGAACGGAAGCAUAAGCUAGAGAUGGAAAAACAGGAGUUUGAACAACUGAGACAAGAAAUGGGAGAGGAAGAGGAAGAAAAUGAAACCUUUGAACUAAGCAGGGAAUAUGAAGAAUUAAUAAAAUUGAAAAGGAGUGGCUCUAUUCAAGCUAAAAAUCUAAAAAGCAAGUUUGAAAAAAUUGGACAACUGUCUGAAAAAGAAAUACAGAGAAAGAUAGAAGAAGAACGAGCAAGAAGAAGAGCGGUUGACCUUGAAAUUAAAGAGCGAGAAGCAGAAAACUUUCAUGAGGAAGAAGAUGUUGAUAUCAAGCCUGCAAAAAAAAGUGAGGCUCCCUUUACUCAUAAAGUGAAUAUGAAAGCUAGAUUUGAACAAAUGGCUAAGGCAAGAGAAGAGGAGGAACAAAGAAGAAUUGAAGAACAAAAGUUACUACGCAUGCAGUUUGAACAAAAGGAAAUUGAUGCAGCACUACAAAAGAAAAGAGAAGAGGAGGAGGAAGAAGAGAGUAGCAUCAUGAAUGGCUCCACUAUUGAAGAUGAAGAACAAACCAGAGCAGGAGCUCCAUGGUUCAAGAAGCCUCUAAAAAAUACAUCGGUUGUAGACAGUGAGCCAGUUAGAUUUACUGUUAAAGUAACAGGGGAACCCAAACCAGAUAUUACAUGGUGGUUUGAAGGAGAAAUAUUGCAGGAUGGAGAAGACUAUCAAUAUAUUGAAAGAGGAGAAACUUACUGCCUGUAUUUACCAGAAACUUUCCCAGAAGAUGAAGGAGAGUAUAUGUGUAAAGCGGUCAACAAUAAAGGCUCGGCAGCUAGUACCUGUAUUCUUACCAUUGAAAGUAAGAAUUAAUUACUUUUAAGUCUAUAACUUUUAUUCUAUUUAAAAAUUUAUCCCUUAAAAAAAAUAUUUUCUUCUUUUUUAGCAGAUGACUACUAGCUCCCCUUCCCUCUCCCUGGAACUGUCUCUCUCUCUCUCUCCCUCCAACUUUAUUACACCCAGCUUUUCUGUGGCGGGGCCAAAAAAGGGAAACCAGAAGAGCCACUAUAUUGACUUCUUACUCCUUUUCACAAAGUCUUCAAAACACAAGCUCAUCUAAAGAAUACCUUCUUCCUUUCCAAAUGAGCACCAGACUCAUCGCCAUAUUAUGCAGAAGUUAAUGUGUAUUUUAAUGAAAGGGGAAAUUUUACUCAACUAUUCUUCAGAACCUGUAACAGCUGUGUAUUUAAAGUUUACAGAAAUUGUUUUUAAAAAAUCAUAAGUAGACACAUUAUUUUGCAUGAAAGAAUGCCACAUAUGAGCUAUUUAUACCUAAUAUUAGUCUGAAAUAACUGAGACUUAAUGAAUUUGGAACCUGUU
Molecule: messenger RNA, 2720 nt
Organism: Manis pentadactyla (Chinese pangolin)
Lineage: Eukaryota; Metazoa; Chordata; Mammalia; Pholidota; Manidae
Gene: NEXN
Product: nexilin F-actin binding protein
Exons: 13
Coding region: 186-2213 (675 amino acids)
Biological process (GO): mitochondrial fusion
Source: RefSeq, a predicted model, not a curated record